CCCUACUCUAGCUUUGAUACUAGUUUUUUUAUUUCCUACGCUAUCCAUUCUUACACGACAGUAAGUACAAAUCUUAAAUUCUCCUGGAUUGUCACUGGAGCAGCCAUGCGAUCCCGUGGGUUGUCACUGAGGCAGCUAAGACAAAGCUCGGGGUGCCACUUUGAGCAAUCAAAACAUGAGAUACCCAAAGCUAUGAUGGAAAUCAUUGGGUAGAAUACCAGAAUAAUCUUGAUGUGUAGUCUAGGACUCUUCUCAGGGCAAGCUGGUGAUUCGCCCAUGGCGAGCUGCUGUCACCACCCCACCGGAACUAACUCUCCGACCGAUCCUCAUCCUACCCUCCCGACAUCUUCUCCGAUACUAACCUCCAGAUACCAUGUCCUUCAGAGGCUCUCCAUUCGACCAACCCCAGGCGGGCUUUGACGGCCGCGCCACCCACUCUCCCCAACAGCAGUAUUCAGCUGGGUUCGCUGGCUCCGCCGCUCCCGCCUCUGCGCUCGACAAUGCUGUGGAAAAGUUUGAAAAGUUUGCAGCAGUGAUUGAAUCCAAGGUGGACACGUACACCGGCCCAAUCAAGCCGUACGUACCAUCUAUCGCGCGUUUCCUCAUUGUCGCAACUUUCUACGAGGAUUCCUCGCGUAUUGUCACGCAGUGGAAGGACCAGGUUCUUUACUUGAACAACUAUAAGGGCAUCCCGUGGUUCAUUGUGGUCGUUUUCUUGAUGCUCAAUGUCGUCGUCAUGGUUAUUGCCUCCACGUUCCUGAUCAUGCGCAAGCAGGAGAAGUACACCAUCCCGGCGCUCGUGGGUGUUAUCGUGUCCCAAGGCUUGUUCUACGGCUUGAUCUUUGACUAUUCUUUCUUGUUGCGUUCGCUCUCGGUCAUGGGUGGCUUGUCUAUUACCUUUUCUGACUCUAUCAUCCGUGACAAGCGCUCUUUGGCGAUGCCUGGCUUGCCAAUGUUGGAGUACAAGGACAACAGAAAGUACUUUUUGCUCGCUGGUCGUUUGAUGUUGUUGUUGCUCUUUGUCGGGUUUUUGUUUGCCGGUAAGCUCACCUUCAUCCGUUUGUUCUUGAAGCUUGUGGGUGCCAUCUGCUGUGUCUCUGUAGCUGUUGGGUACAAGACCAAGUUUGCUGCCAUUGGCUUGUGCACCUUGUUAUUCUUCUACAACCUCAGUGUCAACCACUACUGGAGCUACGACUACGUUGAUGCGACUAGAGAUUUGUUGAGAUAUGAGUACUUCCAGACGUUGUCGAUUGUGGGCGGGUUGUUGAUUAUUGUCAACACCGGUGCGGGCGAGUUCUCCAUUGAUGAGAAGAAGAAGACAUACUAAGCGGCACACUGAUGGCUACAGCAGUCGAGAGCCUACCGGCAAAGCCCCCUGGAUGGUCAUAUUAAGAACUCCUUUUUUCUUAGUUUUGUCUCAUUUCUGAAAUUUCCCGGUCUCCUACACCCUGAAUUUGUUUCUACAAAUUUCUGCACCUCUAUUAAUAAUCUCGGAUCUAGCUAUCCCUGUGAGAGGUUUUUUUUUUUUU
Molecule: messenger RNA, 1529 nt
Organism: Babjeviella inositovora NRRL Y-12698
Lineage: Eukaryota; Fungi; Ascomycota; Pichiomycetes; Serinales
Gene: ERV29
Product: Erv29p
Exons: 1
Coding region: 374-1327 (317 amino acids)
Biological process (GO): Golgi organization
Cellular component (GO): endoplasmic reticulum; endoplasmic reticulum-Golgi intermediate compartment; membrane
Source: RefSeq, a predicted model, not a curated record